AUGGCUCUGACUCCAGCGAACCCGCCGUUUUCGGAGCGUAUGCGUGUCGAGCAAACUGAUAUCAUCAAAUACUACCAGGACUCCGCAACAGAAGUCGAUCGUUUUCAUGCAAGCGUGCAAACAAAGAGAAAAUUGAAGAUGAGUCGCGAAAUCGUAGAUUCUUAUCGUCGCUUUAGUUGUGUUGUCAAGUGGACUGACUGGCCGGGCUACAUCCCCUCUACAUCCAAUCGCUCUCUCGUUCCGACUGUUGCUCCUGGACAACGAAUGCUCGAUGGGGCUGGCAAGAGGGAACACAGUGAGCAAGCCUUAUGA
Molecule: messenger RNA, 312 nt
Organism: Penicillium daleae
Lineage: Eukaryota; Fungi; Ascomycota; Eurotiomycetes; Eurotiales; Aspergillaceae
Exons: 1
Coding region: 1-312 (103 amino acids)
Source: RefSeq, a predicted model, not a curated record